AGCGCUCCUGUGGAAGUGUGUGAAGUGUGUGCCACUGCGCUCUGCGGCCGGUCCUCUGCUCAACUGGAUCUGAUGGGACACGUUUAUCACCUAAUUCAUAGACUGGAGAUCUAUAAGGCUGUGCCUCAUCUGUGAAUGGCUCUAGUCAGCUAGUUUUCUAGCCCAGCGGGGUUUCAGAUGGAAAGAUGAUCGCCUCUCUUUCUAGAGGAAGUUUGCUGGAUGAUGUUCUUCAUGGGGGCUUCAACGAGCAGCAGCUGGUGACAUAUGUGUCCUGGGUGAACACUCAGCUGAAGAGGAAACCAGGACUGAGCACCAUUUCUGAUCUGAGGCAUGACCUGCAGGAUGGAGUAGUGCUCACGCAACUUAUCGAAAUAGUUGCUGGGGAAGUAUUGGAGGGUGUGCAUCCAGUGCCUCAAAACAAAGAUGAAAGCAGAAAGAACGUUGAAAAAGUGUUGCAGUUCAUUUCCUCUAGACACAUACGGAUGCCACACAUCUCUGCAAAAGAUAUUGUUGAGGGCAAUCUGAAAUCUAUCAUGAGGAUAAUACUUGCGUUGGCUGCUCACUUCAAGCCUUCAGCCUAUCACAGAGCAACUUCAAUAAGUGGAAGAAGUGUAAACAGGGCCUCAACCAAUCACAACCCUCUGUCGACUGUGGCUCUGGCCCAAAGAGCAGCUGCAGCUCUUGCUUCAGCACGCAUCGAUGCCUCCCAGCCACCGCGCACCACACGUCUCCACAGUAGUUGGGAUUCUGAGGAAAAGAGUGUGUCUGUACGUGCAUUGGUUAAACAAUAUGAGAGAAAAAACCCAAAUGAGCCGGACGAUGACACCUCCAACAGCCUGGGCUCUACCAGUCCUCUUUCCUCUCCGAGAACUGGGCCAAGCAUCCAGUUUGAGAGGAUUCAAAAUGAGCAGCAGCAGCAGACCAGUGAAUCUACUGUUGCCAUGGUAACAUCAUGGGAAGACUCUAUCAGCGACGACUUGGAGAAGGAGGUGCUGGAGACUCGCAAGAUGGUGUCCGCCUUACAGAACUUGUUGCUUCACGGUUCACUGCCUGAGGACGACCAGGAUAUGUCUCUAAAACUGGAUCAAUGCAACGAUGAACAACAACUGACUGUACUUCGCAGUCGCUUGGACCAGAGUAUGGAGGAGGCAAAGGAACUCAAGAGGGAAGUGCUGCGCUGCAAGCAAGAAAUUAGAAACUUACAAGGGGUAAAGGAGGCCCAGCAGCAGAGACUGUGCUCUCAAGAGACAUCCAUCCUGCAAAUGAAACAGGAAUUACUGAGGGCCAGCAUGACACGGGAUGAACUCAACAACCAAAACAGAGAGCUGCAGUGGAAAGUAGAAGAAUCAAACAGAUUAUGGGGAGAAUGCAAGAAAGAGAUAGUACAGAAGGAUCGACUCCUGCAACAACUGAAGCACAAACUAGAAGAAAGUCAAAAGCACCAGUGUGAACUGCAAAGAGAGUUGGAGCAUAAGAACGCAAUGCUACAGGAGCUAAGGAAUAGAGAUUUGCAACAGAUUACCACAGAUAACAAUGGAUUUUUCAACCCAGGAAGUCCAACAUCGCCUGUGACAUAUCCAACGGAAGAGGUGCAACUGCUCAGAGACUCUCUGAGGAGUUUAAGAAACAACUUUCAUGAUCACGACCCACAGCAGCACACACUGGACACUCUGGAGCAGGGAAUCGUGUCACUGAUGGACAGACUGCAUGUGCUGCACCCACACAGGGGACGAGGGAAAUCCCCAAGGCGAAAAGAGAUCAAUCAGCCCCAAGUCUCUUCAUCUGCCUCAACAAAAUUUCUGUAUUUUGCUGGAAAAUCUCCUACGCCUUCAAUGAUCCACAUACCAAAGAGACUCGGUGAAGUGACUCUUAAAGACGUUAAGGCAGCUGUGGAUCGGGAGGGGAACUACAGGUACCACUUCAAAGCACUGGACCCUGAGUUUGGCACUGUGAAAGAGGAGGUUUUCCUGGAUGGAGCAAUUGUUCCGGGCUGGGAAGGGAAAAUUGUGGCUUGGUUAGAAGAAGAUGGCCAAGAAAGGCCUGUGUAACCACAAUGGGAACACUUGUAUUGUAUAAUUGAUCAACUGUCCCUAGAGGCACAUAGACACAAUCUUUUAUUAUUUAUAGUUUACUAGAAACACUGUAUAUUUGAGUUGAUGAGCAUUUGCCAUCUGGUAGUGUAAGAUACCUUUGUGCCUUCACAUAUAACUGCAUUUUUACAAAAGGACAUAUGUAUGUAGAAAUGUGGAAUAAUAAUUGAAUUACUUCUGCAGUGUUAGACAGUACUGUAUCACAUUUUUUAUCAUUCAGACUGUGGAGCAGCAAAGUAUUUAUUUUUCGUAAAACUAUGAAUUAUUGUAAAGCAGUGUUUUUUGAAUGGUAUUUUACUAUGUAGGCCCUGUGUUACUGUAAUGAUGUAAUGACCAUCCUUAACAGUAUUUACAGUUAUUUAAUAGGCACCACAUUCACAGGUAAUACUGUAAAUUUGACUGUAGUAUAGUAUAGUGUUUCCCUUUUGGAUUUAUGGUCUGUUGUCAUUGUAGUCACUUACUUUCUCUUGGAGCAGUGAUUCUGGUGAAGUGUUUGGGUGUUGGUAAAAUAGGUAAAACAGUACCAUCUGCAAUACAUGUAAGCCUACUAAACUACAGAAUGAGUGUUUACUAAGCUUUAUAAGCUUAGACGUGAAUUUGCCAACAGUUUACCUUAUUCUUUACCUGUUCAUUCACAAACAAGCCAGAAAAUGUAAGAUUUGCCAACUAUAGUUUGAAAAAGUAUGUUAGAACAACUGGAUUUAAUUUAUUUUUAUGUAAAGAAUUUCAAUUUUAAAAUAAACUGAUUUUAGUAAUAUAACA
Molecule: messenger RNA, 2852 nt
Organism: Periophthalmus magnuspinnatus
Lineage: Eukaryota; Metazoa; Chordata; Actinopteri; Gobiiformes; Gobiidae
Product: dixin-like
Exons: 21
Coding region: 186-2048 (620 amino acids)
Biological process (GO): canonical Wnt signaling pathway
Cellular component (GO): cytosol
Molecular function (GO): protein binding
Source: RefSeq, a predicted model, not a curated record